Molecule: messenger RNA, 570 nt
Organism: Gossypium raimondii (Peruvian cotton)
Lineage: Eukaryota; Viridiplantae; Streptophyta; Magnoliopsida; Malvales; Malvaceae
Product: indole-3-acetic acid-amido synthetase GH3.17-like
Exons: 2
Coding region: 1-570 (189 amino acids)
Cellular component (GO): cytoplasm
Molecular function (GO): acid-amino acid ligase activity
Source: RefSeq, a predicted model, not a curated record
AUGGCAUACUUUGAGUUUCUCCCUGUGGAUAAAGAUUGGGAAGAGAAGGCUCGAGAAUCCAAUCUUGAUGGUGUUUCAAGCCAAUGGUUGUCGGAAAUGACAAAUGUAAAUGGAAAUGUUGAACCUGUUGAUUUUGCAAAUGUGAAACUUGGUCAAUAUUACGAGGUUGUCGUCACAACUUUGACGGGCCUGUAUCGAUACCGAGUUGGAGACGUUCUCAAGUUAACCGGUUUCCAUAACAACUCUCUGCAGUUCCAAUUUGUCGAACGACGGAAUACUGUUUUGAGUAUUGAUAUGGACAAACCAAGCGAGGCAGACCUCUUGAAGGCCAUCAGGAACGCAAAACGCCAUCGUGAACCACUUGGUUUCGUACUGAUGACAUUCAGUAGCUAUGCGGAGACUUCAUCGAUACCAGGCCGGUAUGUAUUGUUUUGGGAACUCAAGUUCAAAGAAAGGAAUAGAUGCCUAAAACUUGAUGCCAAGAUAAUGGAACAAUGCUGCUCCAUAGAAGAAGAAUCAUUGAUUUCACAUAUAAGUGCCUUAGAGAGGCUAAUAAAAUUGCAGCAUUAG